GUGGUGUUGGCAUUGGUUAUGUUUGUGUGAUCGCGUACUUGUGUGCGCACGCUUCUGACUGUUUUCGCCUGUUUGUGAUUGGCUUUCGUGAUGUCAUUUGUGACUUGACUUCGCUGGUGUGCGUCUGUCAUUUUGUGGUUUGCCUUGCCAUUGUGUGUGUGUGUGUUUAUAUUUGUUUGCGUGCCUGUGUGUUGUUCUGUGGUUGCCUCUCCCUGGUCAGUAUUUUUAUUUUCAGGAAGUGAUUCCGGUGCUGGGGGCCAAGCACUGCAUCAUGCAGGCCAACGCCGAGUUGUACCAGAGCCUUGUGGCCAAGCAGAAGAAGCGUUUUGGAGAGGAGAUUGCUCGCCUGCAGCACGCAAAAGAGCUGGUGAAGACCCCUUAUGAUGAGUACGUGAGCGUUAAAGACCUGACAGACAAGAUCAACCGAGCGCUCACCGCUGCCAAAAAAGACAAUGACUUUAUCUAUCAUGACCGUAUUCCUGACGUCAAGGAUCUGGAGCAUAUCGGCAAGGCAACAUUGGUCAAACCCACUGCCAUCACACCGCCACUCAGCCAGAAAUUCACAGACUUGUUUGAGAAGAUGGUUCCCAUGGCGGUGCAGCAUUCCAUGAGCAUUUACAACCAGAGGAAGGCUGAGACUGUGAACAGACUGGUGGGAGCAAUGAGGGAGUCGACCAACCUCUGCAACGGGUAUGUCGUCCUGUGUGACACAAAGCAGCGUUACCAGGAAGUUAUAAAUAAUUUACAGGAACG
Molecule: messenger RNA, 753 nt
Organism: Paralichthys olivaceus (Japanese flounder)
Lineage: Eukaryota; Metazoa; Chordata; Actinopteri; Pleuronectiformes; Paralichthyidae
Source: RefSeq, a predicted model, not a curated record